This is a messenger RNA of Gamsiella multidivaricata, 915 nucleotides long. RefSeq lists its product as uncharacterized. The transcript has 3 exons. The record is from RefSeq and is a predicted model, not a curated record. Gene Ontology annotation, molecular function: protein binding. NCBI's taxonomy places the organism in Eukaryota, Fungi, Mortierellomycota, Mortierellomycetes, Mortierellales, Mortierellaceae. Bases 177 to 713 code for a protein of 178 amino acids.
CCAUUCUCUAUAAAGCUGAUCGCUUCUCGAUCUUUCUUCCGCUUUCUUUUCUCUCUUCUUCUUCUUCCUCUUCUUCUUUAACAGAUACCAUACCCACUACCGUAUUCAGCACCCCGACCAGGAUUUCUCAAGUCGAUUCUUUGAACUAUUCUCCUUCUCUCUCUCAGUUACACAUCAUGCCUGUUACAUACACCAAGGUCGAAAAGAUCACCGACGCCGCCGCUGUCAAGAGCGCCUACAAGCCCACACACCCUGGCUUGUUCGAGGUCUUCUAUGCUGAGGGCGACUACAAUUCCAAGUUGGUCGCCAGCCGAUCCUAUGCCAAGGGCGAGAUCAUCUGUAAGGUCGAGGGCAUCACACCAGGACCCAAGAGAUACACCAGUGUCCAGGUCGGAAAGGAUGAGCACAUCGAGCUGAACUCUGACCUCGUCUUCAUGAACCACUCCUGCAACCCCUCUGUCUCCCUCGACACCGACACCAUGACCGUGGUCGCUGUUGUUGAUUUGAAGGAGGGCGACAACAUGACCUUCUUCUACCCUUCGAGUGAAUGGGAGAUGACCCAGCCCUUCCCUUGCUGGUGCGGUGCUGAGAAGUGCGUCAAGAGCAUCCAGGGUGCCAAGUUCCUGUCAAAGGAGGUCAUGUCUCGGUACUUUACCACCAACCACAUCCAAGAGCUCUUGAACGAGCGUGAUGCCGCCGCCGCUCAGGCAUAAAGACGAGACAGAGGACCACAAAUCGUGUCGGACUCGGAUGGAAAAACACGUUCAGGGCGAAUGAUGGAGACGAGAGAAGAAGACAAGACCGGUGAACCGAUAUGAGGAUAGGUCUUAUGUUCUAGUCCAUGUACUAUACUAUACAUCUUUGCAAUAUAUAAGAGCAGUCUGCCUGCAUGGGGCCGAAUUGACUAUGACUAUG